UUCAUUCAUUCUUCAACUUUUAUUUCUAACAAGAUACAUAACAAUGGCAAGAGUUCAGCUAUUUUUAUGCUUUACCAUUCUUUUUGCAUCUGUGACUCUUCUGGACGUCGUUUCAGCUCAUUUGAAGCUUAAGCCAACUUUGCCUCAGAUCGAACCUCCGCAGACGGUGAAGGAUGUCGAACCUUACACCGUCAAAGUAGUGAUGGUAUUUGUGUCAGACCUCGAGAAAGAAUGUCCCAAGACAAAUAAAUUUAAGGCCUUCUUUGAGAAACUCAGGGCAUACGCCAAGUAUGUUUGCCCAAUAAAAAGAAAAGACCAAGUAGAUUACGACCGCGACAUGAAGGCCAAAGCCGGAGGCCUCUUCCAGACCAUAUCUUCUUUCGCGAUUGGAAAGAUAAAAAAGGAAAUUCAAGAGGAGAAAAUGGAAGUCAUUAAUACCUUUAAGUUUAUGAGAUUUCUUGCGGCUAAGAUUGUGGGAAGCCGCAAAAAGGAUGAGAGCGAGGAAUCAAUGAAGCUAACAGCAGAACAACAAAAAGAAAUCAAUGAAGGAAUCUUAAGAUGGGAAACAAUUAUUGCUCGGAUCACAAACACAAUGGUAAUGAGUACAAAAAAUUCUUCUUCUAGUGCAGAUUCUACUACUGGGAAGGAAGCUUCAAGCGACAACAGCAAAAAAGGAGGCUCUUCCGAAGACACUACAGGUGCAAACACUAACAAGGGCACUCCUAGUGGAAGUCCAUCCAGCAGCCCAUCUGGUUCAAGCUCUUCCGCUAAAGGUGAAAGUGAGACUUCCUCUUCAAAAACUACCGGUGGAAGCUCUACAAGCGCUACUCAAAAAGAAAGCUCCGCUAGUCAGAGCAGUGGUGUAACAGUAGCACAAGUUGAGGAAGAGACAUCCAAAGAUGUCUCGACAUUCAUAAUGAACCUCGAAAAGAAGUGUCCGCAAAAGGAGGAAUUCAAGGUCUUCUUCGAACAACUCAAGGGUACAAUGAUUGCUCCCCCCAAAGAAAGAAAAGGUUUGUUUACUAGGAUCAAAUCUGCUGCUGGGAAACUAUCUGGUGCGAUGGGAGUUAUGCGAUCUAGAAUUGGAAGCAAAUCAGCAGAGGUUAAAAAGUCUAUGGAAACUUACCAAGAACAAGUGAUGAAAACUCUCCAAGAGUUAGAUACCAUCCACAGUCAAAUUGUGAGUCAGAAUAAAGGCAAGAAAGAAGGAUCUUUGACAUGCACACCAGCACAACAAACACAGAUUAAGCAGACAAUUACUAAGUGGGAACAAGUCACAACCCAAUUCGUCGAGACCGCUAUUCAGAGCGAGACAAAGUCUUCGUCAACUACUUCAUCUUCUGGUGGCAAGAUGAACACAAACUGAAAUCAAAGGCAUCACUAAAAGAAUGCCCUAUGUUAAUAAUACUUUUGUUUUUGUUGUAAAUAAAACCAAGAUUGGUAU
Molecule: messenger RNA, 1444 nt
Organism: Arabidopsis arenosa
Lineage: Eukaryota; Viridiplantae; Streptophyta; Magnoliopsida; Brassicales; Brassicaceae
Source: the annotation of a GenBank genome assembly